Sclerotinia trifoliorum is the source of this 2549-nucleotide messenger RNA. The record is from the annotation of a GenBank genome assembly. Lineage: Eukaryota; Fungi; Ascomycota; Leotiomycetes; Helotiales; Sclerotiniaceae.
UGAAAAAGAUCCCGAAGUGACCAAGGCGAUUUGACUUAUUCCCUAUGUACCUAAUUGGCAACCAACCAUAACUCUGCCUACUCUAUCUAAAGGAAGACAUAAUCCACCAACUCCCUGCUACUUCCACAAGCAUAGUUUCCCUUUAAUUUCCUCUUCCAUAAAACUCUCUACUCUCUCCUGUUCCAAGGAAACGUCGUUGGUAUGUUGAAGUUGCUGGCAAAAGGUCGUACUCAGUCUCCGGUGCUCAGAAAUAGUUUUACGUGUACAAGAAUUUCAAGAGUAUGUUAUGUAUCAUCUUUUAUCAUCUUUUCAGAAACUUACAAGAUAUUGCAGACUCUAGGUAUGGCACCAGCAAAUGCGCGGAGCAAUAGCUCUCUUCCAGCAGGUAUGAACACAUACAUUCCUUUUCACACCCGGCUACAAAGGAUGCCAUAGUUGACAAUAUUGCAUGACAGGCUAUAAGGAAGACUCAUCUAAAGGUCCCAUGCUACGAUUUGAGGAAUCACUCCCAAAACUUCCAGUUCCUACGUUAGAAGAGACAGCUGUUCGAUAUCUCAAAUCAGUACAUCCCUUGGUUACUUCUGCCGAGCUACAAACCACCACAAAAGCUGUUCAGGAAUUCAUAAAGCCAGGCGGAAUCGGUAGCAAACUCCAAGAGAAAUUAAUCGCUCGUCGAGAGGAUUCAAAACACAAGAAUUGGUUAUAUGAGUGGUGGAAUGAUGCAGCAUAUUUGAGCUACAGAGAUCCAGUCGUUCCAUAUGUCAGCUACUUUUAUUCCCACCGAGAUGAUAGAAGGCGGCGCGAUCCAUCAAAGAGAGCUGCUGCCAUCAGUACUGCAGUUUUGGAAUUCAAGAAACAAGUGGAUGGUGGAACUUUGGAACCUGAAUACAUGAAGAAGCUACCAAUCUCUAUGGAAAGCUAUCAAUGGAUGUUCAACGCUAGUCGAGUUCCAGCAAAGCCAGCAGAUCAUCCGAUUAAAUAUUCUGCGGAGGAGAACAAACACAUUUUGGUCAUUCGCAAAAACCAAUUUUUCAAGGUUAUGCAUGAAGUUGAUGGACAACAAUUGAACACCUCUGAGUUGGAACAACAAUUCAAGCGCAUUUACGAGAAGGCCGAAAGUACACCAGCAGUCGGAAUUCUUACUUCUGAGAAUCGCGAUAUUUGGACUGAUGCUCGUGAAGUUCUUCUCCAGGCAAACCCAACAAACGCAAAGAUUCUCAGAGACAUCGAAUCUGCUUCAUUUGUUGUUUGCUUAGAUGAUGCUGCUCCAGUUACUCUCGAAGAGCGGGCCCAUCAAUACUGGCACGGUGAUGGCGCAAACCGUUGGUUUGACAAACCUCUCCAAUUCAUCAUCAACAACAAUGGUACAUCCGGUUUCAUGGGUGAGCACUCUAUGAUGGACGGAACACCUACACAUCGUUUGAAUGACUACGUAAAUGAAGUAAUCUUCAGCAACAAACUCGAUUUCUCCAACCCAUCCGUCCGUUCCAAUAUUCCCGAACCAACCCCCCUCAAAUUCCACAUUACAAAAGAGGUUCAAUCAGAAAUUGAGCGCGCAACAAAGGAUUUUACCGAAGUCAUCGCCGCUCACGAACUUCGUGUUCAAGCUUACCAAGGUUAUGGUAAAGGACUCAUCAAAAAAUUCAAAUGCUCACCUGAUGCUUAUGUACAAAUGAUUAUCCAACUUGCCUAUUUCAAAAUGUACGGUAAAAACAGACCUACAUACGAAAGUGCCGCAACCCGUCGUUUCCAACAAGGACGUACUGAAACAUGUCGUUCUGUCUCCGACGACUCGGUCGCUUUCUGCAAAGCUAUCUCCGACCAUACCGUCGAACCAUCUAAAGCUAUUGCUGCAUUCCGCGCAGCUAUUAACUCGCAUGUUGAAUAUAUUACAGCAGCCAGUGAUGGCAAGGGUGUAGAUCGUCACUUAUUCGGAUUAAAGAAAUUGUUGGAACCAGGAGAAGAGCUUCCUGCUAUUUUCAAAGAUCCUACUUAUUCUUACAGUAGUAAAUGGUUUAUUUCGAGUAGUCAGUUGAGCUCGGAAUAUUUUAAUGGAUAUGGAUGGAGUCAAGUGGUUGAUGAUGGAUGGGGAAUUGCUUAUAUGAUUAAUGAGAACAGGUAUGUUUUUUGCUCUGUUCUGGUCAUUCCUUUUUCCUUUUCUUCCCCCCUUAUCUUACUUCUGGAUGAAGAUGGAUCUUGGAGAAAAACAAAACUAACAAUAAAAUAGCAUCCAAUUCAACGUCGUAUCAAAGGGUCUCGGUUCAGAAAGAAUGAGCUUUUAUCUUAAUGAGGCAGCGGGAGAUAUUAGAGAUCUUUUGAUACCUACAUUAGAACCAGCUAAAGCUAAGUUGUAAAUAUGUUUGGAGAUGGAGGCAUGAGGAUGAAGAAGUUAACUAGAUGAAGUGAGUUUAGAGGAAAGGGAGAGCAGAGACAAAUGAAUAAGAAGAAUAGAUAGACAUGAUACGAAGCGGUAUUAUGAUAAUUGUAUAAAGAUAUUAGAUAUAUUUCAAUAGAUUUCUAGUGUCUAAGUUUAGAUAAAAAAGAUAAAA